Messenger RNA from Cladocopium goreaui, 2005 nucleotides. The record is from the annotation of a GenBank genome assembly. NCBI's taxonomy places the organism in Eukaryota, Dinophyceae, Suessiales, Symbiodiniaceae.
AGCGUUUUGAGCGGGUGCCAGUGGCUGCCGUGUGCACGCCAUGCCACCACCCAACAAGAAGCAGAAGCUGAACGAAGCAGAAUCCAGCUACGAAUGGGUACAAGCUACUCCAGGUGACCUCAACAUUGCCACAGCAGUGCUCUAUGAAGCCGUUGAUGGACCACGAAGAGGGGUGAUCUAUGAUGCCUUUGAGCCCGUUGAUCACUACUGGGUGGAAGACGAGGAGACCUGCGAAGUGGUGCGCACGGAGGAGGGAGACUGCCACGACUUCCAUUCGGCAGAUUUGAAGGUGGCCAAGACGGUCGUGGAAUUCUCCACGGAGCUGGCCCAAGGAGCUACAGAGUUGCAAAGUGCCGGGGUUCUGCUGAUAGGGACUGAACCACAGAUGUUGAAAAUUUUGAAGCAUUUCGGUGAGUCCAACACGGAGGAGCGAACCGUGCCUCAGCAGUUGCUGGCCAUUCCCUGUGUGGAUUGCGUGGACGGUUUGGCACAUCAUGCGGCCACUGGCGUGAAUUCAGGCCUCAGGGAACUGGCGAAACAACUGCGGGACGACAUCCAAGUAGGUCUGCGCGUGGCACAUUUGAAACACGUCACCAAAGAGUUGGGGGAGGACGUGGUGAAGCAGGAGGACUACUUUUGCCUCGCUUCGGUUUCCCAAAUGCUGUGGACAGGAAAUUUGCGGAAUGGAGUAAAGGUUCAUUUGCCCUUCGACUGGGAAGCCAUCGAAGAAGUGGACGGAGAAGAAUCACUGCGCAGGAAAGACCUCUGGAAUCAGAUUGACCUUUGCAUCACCGCCACUGGCGAGGGUCAGCCAGAGCACUCUGGACCAGUGGAGACGGCCCGUGUGGUCUUGGGUGAGCAUUGUGGCCUUGAAGUCAGUGAUGAACUUUGGCGAAGCGAGGUGCAGACGCGACUGCGUGGACAUCUGAAUCUGCAGAGCCUGCCGUUACGAUUGAAGGAUCAAAUGGGCGCCGAGGUCUUUCCUUUGCUGCUGCCCAGUGAUGCUGCAGUCACCAGCAUCAAAGGCGUGCUCUGUUUUGGUGAGGCUCCAGAUGCCUGGUACUUGACCCAAGACACUGCGCCGGCUGGGACGGCUCCCACUGCCCGGGCUAAGGAGGCUCCAGCCUUAGAAAGUUCGCCAGCGAAAGCCAAGACUGUGCGAGAUUGGGAAGCGGAACAGGAGGACGAAUUUGGUGAUCUUCCCCCUAUACCUGCUCCGUGGAUCAGGGUCAAGUCUCGCAAAGACGGCAAGGUCUACUACUGGAACAAGGAGACCCAGAAAGCCUCCUUCAAGCUGCCCACAGAAGAGCCGCCGCCAGCCAUGGCGCCACCGGUGGAGCCACCAGUGGAGCCGCUGAACUCGUCGGGACUUCCGCCAGGUUGGACACAGCAUGUCUCGAAGAGCAAUGGGAAGCUUGGCACUGCUGAUGGUAAGAAGAUCUACUACUUCCACGAGGUGCGGCGGUACGGACUGACCCCGAGACCAAGGACCAAGGACUCCCAGAGGAGGUUUCCAAUGGAAACAGGUCUGGCGGUGAAAGCCUGGAGGCUGCGCGCCUCCAGAACUGCGGAGAAAAAUAUCGAUGCCAAGGGCAGUGGCGAAGUUGGGAGAAUCACAGGAGUGACCGGGCCGGGACAUCUGCGACGCUGGCAGGGUGAAGAACAACCACUGUUCAAAACAGCAAUCAGCUUGCGCAGCAUCCCUGGCAUGUCCUGGCAGGAAGGUUUCGAGCGUUACUUCACUUCCUCUACGCAGGAGACGAAAUCCUACGCUCGGAGCCCCGGAACGGGUGCUGGGCUGACUGGCAUAUUGGCACCUCACACUGCCAUGUACCUGGUGGGGCAUCUCAGACGGGAGAUGGUCCCGGAUGAGUCAGGUCUGAAGCAUUUUUGCGAAUUGUGCAUCAAGGACUCUUUUAACGAGGCACCGAAUCCGGCGUUGGGGAUUCGGCGGAUUUCGGUCAAUGAAGCUCCAAAGCUAGGGCAAAAUUCGAGACAUAACUGA